UUACCUAUUCAAGACAUGGAUAUCAAAAACUCACCAUCUAGCCUUAACUCUCCUGCCUCCUACAACUGCAGUCAACCCAUCCUACCCCUGGAGCAUGGCCCCAUAUAUAUACCGUCCUCCUACGUGGAGAGCCGCCAUGAAUAUUCAGCCAUGACAUUCUAUAGCCCUACUGUGAUGAAUUACGGUAUUCCCAGCAGUGCCAGUAACUCCGAAGGUGGACCUGGUCGACAGACCACAAGCCCAAAUGUGUUGUGGCCAACCCCUGGACACCUCUCUCCCUUAGCGAUCCAUUGCCAGUCGUCGCUUCUGUAUGCAGAACCUCAAAAGAGUCCUUGGUGUGAAGCAAGGUCACUAGAACCCACCUUACCUGUACACAGAGAGACACUGAAAAGGAAGGUUAGUGGGAGCAGUUGUGCCAGCCCUGUUACUAGUCCAAGUUCAAAGAGAGAUGCCCACUUCUGUGCGGUCUGCAGCGAUUACGCAUCUGGAUAUCACUAUGGAGUCUGGUCGUGUGAAGGAUGUAAGGCCUUUUUUAAAAGAAGCAUUCAAGGACAUAACGAUUAUAUUUGCCCAGCGACAAAUCAGUGCACGAUAGAUAAGAACAGGCGCAAAAGCUGCCAGGCCUGCCGACUUCGGAAGUGCUAUGAGGUCGGGAUGGUGAAGUGUGGCUCCCGGAGGGAAAGGUGUGGCUACCGUGUCGUGCGAAGGCAGAAGAGCUCCGAGGAGCAGCUGCGCUGCGCCAGCAAAGCCAAGAAAGCCGGGGGCCACGUGACCCGCGUGAAGGAGCUGCUGCUGAGCGCCCUGAGCCCCGAGCAGCUGGUGCUCACGCUCCUGGAGGCGGAGCCGCCGCACGUGCUGGUGAGCCGCCCCAGCACCCCCUUCACCGAGGCCUCCAUGAUGAUGUCCCUGACCAAGCUGGCCGACAAGGAGCUGGUGCACAUGAUCGGUUGGGCCAAGAAAAUCCCAGGCUUUGUGGAGCUCAGCCUGUAUGACCAAGUGCGCCUCCUGGAGAGCUGCUGGAUGGAGGUGCUGAUGGUGGGGCUCAUGUGGCGCUCCAUUGACCACCCCGGCAAGCUCAUCUUUGCUCCAGACCUCAUUCUGGACAGGGAUGAGGGGAAAUGUGUAGAAGGAAUUCUGGAAAUCUUCGACAUGCUCUUGGCAACGACUUCAAGGUUCCGUGAGUUAAAACUCCAACACAAAGAGUAUCUCUGUGUCAAGGCCAUGGUCCUCCUCAACUCCAGUAUGCACCCGUUAGUCGCAGCAAGCCAGGAGGCUGACAGCAGCCGGAAGCUGACUCACUUACUGAACGCCGUGACCGAUGCUCUGGUCUGGGUGAUUGCCAAGAGCGGGAUUCCCUCCCAGCAGCAGCCAGUCCGCCUGGCUAACCUCCUGAUGCUCCUUUCUCACGUCAGACAUGCCAGUAACAAGGGCAUGGAACACCUGCUCAACAUGAAGUGUAAAAACGUGGUCCCAGUCUAUGACCUGCUGCUGGAGAUGCUGAAUGCCCACACGCUUCGCGGGCACAAGUCCUUGGUCACAGGGUCCGAGUGCAGCCCGGCAGAGGAGAGUAAGAGCAAAGAGGGCUUCCAGAACCUCCAGUCUCCUCAGUGAUGCCCAUCCUGGGGCGAACAGGCCACAGAGGAGGGAACGUUAGAAGAGAGCAUUCACUCGGAAUCCCGGGAGGGAACUGGCAAUUCCUAGAGAGGACGGUGUGGGCGAGCCUGGGGCUGCACAGUGAGUGUGCACACGUUGUCCUGUGUCCCCCACCCCUCCCCCGUCCCCUCUGUGUGGCCUCAGGCCUGUCACAUUCAUACUGUCUACUGGGACCAUUACAGAGGAUUCAACCCUAACAUCAUUUUGAGGAGAUUUUUCUUAAACACUUGAGGUGGGAAUGGAAGAUUGUCAGUCUAAUAACAAAUCUAGAGGGUCUCAACUGUAUUAAAAACAAAACAAGGCAAAUCAACAAAAGUUCUGCAGUGAGACAAUCUUUAUCUGGAUUAUUUCACCUGCCGACUGAGCUAGAAGGCAAUUAUUCUAGAGUUCAGUAAAAAGACAUGAGUUACCAGUUCUUGGCAGAGUGACUUAUAUAAUCAUAUAAGUAAGCUAGGUUGAAGCAAAUCUAGAAUAUUCUAGCAUGUGAAAAGUUUGGUUUUUAUUUAAAUCAGCUAAGGAGCUUGCAUAUAGGGACACUUUUUCAAAUUCAAGGUGCACCUUCAGUAUAUAGGUCUGUUUUGAAACAAAAUGUUUUUUAUUGAGUAAGAUUUGACCCAUUUCUUUAAGCUGCUGAAAGCCUUUUAGAAAACAUAAUAAAGGUUACGUGAAGGAAAUGAUAAAAAUACAUCAUUUAGUACCUAAAAAUAACACUUGUGGAACACUUACUGUGUGCCACAGUUCUCCAUGCCUCAUACUUCUGCAUUUACUCUUCAUAAUAAUUACCGUUAUCCUAAUUUUCUGGCUCUGGAAAACAGAGGGUACAAGCAAACUUGCUCAAGGUCACACAGGGCAGUUAGUGACAGAGCUAAACACAAGUAAAGUUCCAAAGCUUAAAGUAAUCAUGCAGUUUAGUUAAAAACAAAACAACACACACACCAAAAAAAACUCCAAAACACUAAAGAAAUAUUUUUAUUUUAUUUUUUUUUUAAAAUGAUAUGAUUUUUAAAA
Molecule: messenger RNA, 2661 nt
Organism: Prionailurus viverrinus (fishing cat)
Lineage: Eukaryota; Metazoa; Chordata; Mammalia; Carnivora; Felidae
Gene: ESR2
Product: estrogen receptor 2
Exons: 9
Coding region: 16-1611 (531 amino acids)
Biological process (GO): estrogen receptor signaling pathway; cellular response to estradiol stimulus; regulation of DNA-templated transcription
Cellular component (GO): nucleus
Molecular function (GO): zinc ion binding; steroid binding; sequence-specific DNA binding
Source: RefSeq, a predicted model, not a curated record